AUGGCUUACACCAGCGCAAAGUCCGACAAGGUGCUAUCUCCGAUAGGCCUUGCCCACGUUGUUCUACGAACAGCCAACUACAAAGCAAUGGUGGCAUUUUACAAAGCAUUUCUCGGAGCUCAUGCCACUUUUGAAAAUGAUCAGCUCACGUUUCUGACGUAUGACGAAGAACACCAUCGCAUUGCUAUAGGAUACAUCCCGGGAACGUCGGAGAAGGUUCCCACUUCUUCGGGGUUGGAACACAUCGCUUUCCAAUUCGCUACUCUGGGUGAUCUUAUGCAAUCAUACGAACAGCGUAAGGCGAAGGGCAUCCUACCAAUUUGGUGCGUCAAUCACGGCCCAACAACCAGCAUCUACUAUCAGGACCCGGAUGGCAAUCAGCUCGAGACUCAGGUGGACAAUUUCGACACUGUUGACGAGGCCAGUGAAUUCAUGGCAUCGUCGGAGUACGCAGUGAACCCUAUUGGCGUUGAUUUUGAUCCGCUGGAGACGAUUCGCAAGUUGCGAAAUGGAGAUGACGAAGUAGCGAUGAAAAAGAGGGCGGAUAUCGGCCCCAGAGGAUUUGAUACGAUCCCAACACCGCCUGCUAGGGAUCUUAGGGAGCGUUAUGAUGUCGUUGAGAGUGUUUCCUGA
Molecule: messenger RNA, 633 nt
Organism: Ilyonectria robusta
Lineage: Eukaryota; Fungi; Ascomycota; Sordariomycetes; Hypocreales; Nectriaceae
Product: Glyoxalase/Bleomycin resistance protein/Dihydroxybiphenyl dioxygenase
Exons: 1
Coding region: 1-633 (210 amino acids)
Source: RefSeq, a predicted model, not a curated record